Leptosomus discolor (cuckoo roller) is the source of this 1105-nucleotide messenger RNA. RefSeq names its product GPALPP motifs containing 1 (gene GPALPP1). Lineage: Eukaryota; Metazoa; Chordata; Aves; Leptosomiformes; Leptosomidae. The record is from RefSeq and is a predicted model, not a curated record.
UUUCCCAAAUAACUCUGGAUGUUCAGUUGCAGGGCCAGCGCUGCCUCCAGGCUAUAAAAGCAGCUGUAGCUCAGAAACUCCUGAUAGUGAUGACGACUCAGAAUCUCUUCCUCUACCCAGAGAUGCAAACAGAGAUUCUGAAGAGGAGACAGAAGGAGGUCCAGCACCCAAAAAGCCAAAAAGAAUUCAGGAAGACGAUGAUGAUGAUGGCUUUUUUGGGCCUGCUCUUCCUCCUGGAUUUAAAAAACAGGAUGAUUCUCCAGAGAGGCCCAUUAUAGGUCCUGCAUUACCACCUGGCUUUAGGAAACCUUCGCAGGACACCGGGAAUAGCAGAUGUUCCAUAGGACCAUCUGUUUCAUCAGAGUUCUGCGCCCAGGUAACAGAUAGUAGUGAGGAAGAAGAGAAUCUCAUAGGCCCAAUGCCUGCGAAAGGACCAGUGGAGUGUGAUGUGACUAAAGAAUUUGAACGCAGAGCUCAGAGAAUGAAGGAAAAGCUUACUUCAGCAGACAGUGAUGAACCCAAGCAAGUUACCAGGGAAUCGUGGAUGACAGAGCUUCCACCGGAAUUGAAAAGCUUUGGAUUUGGCCCAAGGACAUUUAAGAGAAGAGCUGAUGACAAAUCAGGCGAUAGAUCUAUUUGGACAGAUACUCCAGCUGACAGAGAGAGAAAAGCCAAGGAAAGAGAAGAGUCAAAAAAGUCAACCAGUAAGGAUAACGAAGAAAUUGUAUUAUCUGGGAGAGACAAGAGAUUUGUUGAGCAGGUGACUUCGUACAAUGAGUCAAAGAGGUCAGAGUCUCUCAUGGACAUACAUCAGAAAAAGCUAAAGAGCAAAGCAUCCGAAGAAAAGAACAAACCUCAAGAAAGAAGGCCGUUUGACCGAGACCGGGAUCUCAAAGUCAAUCGGUUUGACGAAGCACAAAAGAAAGCUCUUAUAAGAAAAUCCAGAGAUCUGAAUACUAAAUUUGAGCAUAGUAAAGGCAAUAUGUUUUUAUAGCACAAAAUGACGCUUUUGUGAAGUGAAGGCUAUUAAACUUUGAAUGCUUAAUUUUUUAAGUAUUUUUCUGUAAAUAUUUGUAUGCAAAAUAAAUAUCCUGAUGUUUAACUA